CUUAUGUUGUUAUAACAAAUAAUGUAAUAUAAUCUUGUAUAAAUAUCUUUUUAUAAAAAGGUUUAAAUAACGAAGACUACACAAAUUUUUCUUUACUUCAGUCUAGUUGGUAAUAGUCGUACGAUAGAAGUAGAAUUUUAAGUUGCUGAUAUUGAUAUGCCGAUUGACGUUUGUAAGGUACCCGAGAUAGUCAAAAGGAGAGUAAGAAAUACGAGUGAGAAAUAUUUGUUUUCAGGAGAAUGUCAGAUUCAAUGGUAGAUGAAAGAGUGACUGAUGAAAUCGAAGCAUUAAAAGCAAUUUUAUUGGAUGACGAACUAAGCAUAAAAGAAAAUGACAGAGGAGAGCCAGAAUAUAUUGAAACCAUCUUAUUCCCCUCGACUGGAGAAGAUUCACAAUCUCAAUAUGUCUGUGUUACACUUGUUGUUCAAUUACCUUAUGGUUAUCCGGAUGUAUCUCCCAAUAUUAGCUUAAGAAAUCCUAGAGGAUUAGAUGAAGAUACAGUAAGGUUAAUGCAAUCAGACGCUGAAGCUAAAUGUAAAGAUUUUAUUGGACAGCCAGUAAUGUUUGAGUUAAUUGAGAUGAUUAGAGAACAUCUUACAAGAAGCAACUUACCUACAGAUCAAUGCGCUGUUUGCUUAUAUGGUUUUCGAGAAGGUGAUGAAUUUACAAAAACAGAGUGUUAUCAUUACUUUCAUUCCCAUUGCUUAGCGGCACAUGUUGCUGCAGCUGAACGUUAUUAUAGAGAAGAGCAAGAGAAGCUACCGCAAUGGCAACAAGACACUACUAAUAAAUUUCAGGCCAUUUGUCCCGUUUGUCGGGAAUCUAUACAUUGUGAUGUUGAAAGUUUAUGGUCAGCUCCACCUCCUAUAGAUGUGGAAGCUGCCACAGACUUUUCAGUUACUGCAGAAUUAAAAGAGCUUCAAAAGCAAAUGGCUGCAUUAUAUUUGAGACAACAACAGAGGGGUGGUAUCAUUGAUUUAGAAGCAGAAGGAGUAAAAAUGUUGCUAAGAACCGAAGACGAUACUGCUGUUUCUACAGAGAGACUCAAUCCACCUAGCACCAGCUUAAACACAUAUGCAAAUCAAUCUAUGCAAUCAGUCACUCAAGUGCAAUCUUCAAAUAAUACUCAAAACCAACCACGACAAUUUCAUCACAAUCAUCAUGGGCAUAAUAAUCAUGGACACCGUAACAGAGGUAGAGGACGUGCCCAUUAUCGACGCCAAUUUGAUAAAAUGAGGCAUACUGAAACUACUCCCAGAUGACAAUGGGCUCGAGAUAAAAUAUUAACUGCCUGGUCAUUUACUUUGCUAAGCGUAUAUAUUACAGUUAGCAUUAUCAUAUUCAUAAAUGUAAUAUACCGUAAUUAUCUAACUUUAAAUUAUCUUCGUGUGAUAAAGUUAUAGGUGUUAUUGUUCAGCAGUAUUCCCAUUGCAUUGGUGUAUAAGAUGGGAAGUGUUGAAAGUUCUAAGGACUGUCUACAUAGACUGAAGCCAUGGUGCUCUUUAAACUGCAAAUGUACAGAUUUUUUAAUUCAGUUUCCAUAUUUUUACAUUCCUGCAAUUAUAUCAGCUAUGGAAAGAUUCUUAAUUAAGAGAACUGUGUUAAAGAUAUUUUUACGGUGCUUUAUAAUUAGAAAUUGUCUUAAAAGUAGCAGAUAUAUUAGUACCCUGCAUAUCUCUUAAAGUAGCAUUUCAAAGUGGUUCUUAAUUGAUAAUGUAAUAUGUUGAGCAAUACUGAUUUAAUUAGACUGACUGUAAUAUCUUUUGUAAGAAGGGAACAUAUUCUUCAUAUUUGGAAUUUGCUAAUACAAAAAUACAAAUGUAAAAUGUAUUAUUUUCGUUCAUAAAUUGAUUAAGAUUAUCUAAGUUAUGUUAUAUCAAAAUCAACAUACUCAUCUAAGUUUCUGUAAACAUUGUAAUUUUGUAUUUAUAUUAUUCUUGUUUUAUGCAGGAUAAAGGCAUUGUCUAUUGUAGAUACUCCUUCAACAUAUAUAAAUUGAAAAAAAGUUGUUAAUAGUUUUAAUCUCUUCCACAUGAAUGUGAUACUUACAAAAGGGUAAUAGUAGGCUAAAAAAGGAACAUCAAUAUGUAUUAACAUUGAUUAAUUUUCUAUUAGAAAAGACAUUAUGAUAUGUUUCAGUCAUCUCUUUAAUGAAAUAAUUAAUUACAUGACAAUGAUUGUUGUAUUUUUUAUGUUAGUUUAAAUAUUAAAUUUUAAAAAUACUGAUAAUGAUUAUUUUGAGUUGACUAUGUCAAAAACAAAAGAAUAUAGAGAAUAGAAUUUUUUUUAAUUGAUUAUAAGUAUAAAAAAUGUUUGAUACAACGGAAAUGUUUGGUAGAAAGAAGAAUUUUAUGAAUAUCUUUUUGCCUGAUAUUUUAUCUAGCCUAUGUGCCCAUUAAGUAAUAAUAUUAAUAUAUGGGUGAUAGAUAUGAUACCUGAUCUAAUUGUAUCACUUCUGAAAUAUUUGGUUUAAGUUUAACAAAACAAAAUUAAGCUUUUAUUUAAUAACAGUAAUCUUUCUAUCUAUUUCACAAUUCUCUUUAUAAUUUUAUUAUUUUUCUUUGCAAUAUUGUGUUCAAUAUUUCAGUGUUCAAAAGCUUAAACACAGUAAUCGUGUUAACGCGUUCUUGUGUACUGGGCAGUAUAAUAUUAAAGUAUUUAAUACUUGGAAAUAUAUAUAUUAUUCUACUAAAAUUUUUUGGAGGAUAGUCAAAGCAAAAUGUUAUUAGUGCGACAACGUUUCUCAAAUCCUGGAUUUGUGGCUUAUGUAGCCAUUGUUCCUACAUGUAAUAUAAUGAUACAGUAUAAUUAUAUUUGUCGACUAUUUCAAUUUGUAAACACCAAAGACUGCCGAGUUUAGAGAAAAA
Messenger RNA from Vespula vulgaris, 2867 nucleotides. RefSeq names its product E3 ubiquitin-protein ligase RNF25. NCBI's taxonomy places the organism in Eukaryota, Metazoa, Arthropoda, Insecta, Hymenoptera, Vespidae. Bases 240 to 1262 code for a protein of 340 amino acids. Gene Ontology annotation, cellular component: nucleus. The record is from RefSeq and is a predicted model, not a curated record. Gene Ontology annotation, biological process: protein ubiquitination. The transcript is spliced from 6 exons. Gene Ontology annotation, molecular function: protein binding; ubiquitin protein ligase activity.